AUGGGGGCUGGUGCACCCGUGUACCUGGAGGCGGUGCCGGAGUACCUGACGGCCGAGCGCCUGGAGCUGGCAGGCAACGCGGCCCGGGACAAGAAGAAGACGUGCAUCAUCCCGCGCCACCUGCAGUUAGCAAUCCGUACUGACGAGGAGCUCAACAAGCUGCUGGGAGGUGUGACCAUCGCGCAGGACGGUGUCCUGCCCAACAUCCAGGCUGUGCUGCUCCCCAAGAAGACCGAGAGCCACCACAAGGUCCAGUGCAAGUAA
Messenger RNA from Rangifer tarandus platyrhynchus (Svalbard reindeer), 264 nucleotides. Lineage: Eukaryota; Metazoa; Chordata; Mammalia; Artiodactyla; Cervidae. The record is from the annotation of a GenBank genome assembly.